GCGAGCGCGCAACGGUGGCCCAGAUUUAUAGAGGACUGUGUUUUAGUGGGAACCGCUUCUUUUCCCUCGGCGGUGUCAACAACUAUCGGGACCGCACACAACCACACAACAUAGAUCCGUUUCCCUUCCCUUCCCAUCCCAACCUCCUCUCUCUCUCUCUCUCUCUCUCCAGCGGUGUCAACUGCUAAUUUCACCGGGUGACAUUCAAUGCAACACCGUCGAGAGUGUUUGUAUGGAUGGAAGUCGUAUUUGCACUGUCAUUUUGGGGUGAGGCGUAUUGUAUGUUAAAGAUUUUAUAUUUGUUAAAUAUGAUCAGAUAGCAGAGUGGAAAGAGUUGUUGGUCAGUUAUUAUCCUGUUUAGUUAUUUGAAUAGCAUUACUACCCUUUCUCUUGGGAUUGGGUCCUUGGAAAAAUACAACCAAUUUCUUCACAGAGUAUCAAACAGACAGAGUUACUGAUAUUUAUCUGUGCAUAUUAUUAUCAACGUAAUAUGGCCGAUACUGCACAACUGGAUAUUACUUCAGAAUGUGAUAGCAGUUAUGCAACAAAAUGCCAAGAAGAAGGUACGUCAGGACAGAUGCAUGAAAUUGGUUCUGAAAGUCAAUGUAGUGAACCAACCAAACAAAACAUUGGGUGCGCCAUUGUCCAGAAUGAGCUACGGGAAAUCUGCAAUGCUGGUGAACAAUCACAGUCAUUAUCUGAAAAUGUGACUGAGAAUUCUCAUCUUGAACAAUUGGGAUUGCCUUCUGAAAACGUGAGCAAGAGUAGUCAAAGUGGAGCUGAAAAUGUUUUUGCAAAACAGGGAUAUCAAUCCAUUUCUGGAUAUAAACAAGAUGAAUCGUUACAAACCACAGCUGCAGUGUUUCCCUGUACCAUGAAGGACCAACUGCAAUCAUUUUCUGGAAACAUGAGCAAGAAUUCUCUUAUUGAUCAAAUGGAAAUGCCUUGUGAAGAUCUGGGUGUGAAUGGUCCAACCCAUAAAACUUCAUUCUCUGGACAAAUGCCAUUGGAACAGAAAAAUGAUUGUGGUUUUGGAACUUCAUCUAGUGAACUAGCUGAAGAAAAGCAUCCUUCUGCCUCAGAUCAUGUACAAAAUGAACAGUUACAAGCAAUUAUUCAAGUACCCAUCUGUGGUAGCAAUCAACACUUGCAGUCAUCUAGUGAAAAUGUGAACAGGACUUCUCUUAACGAACAAGCAGGACUGCCAUCUGAAGAUCUGUCAAAGACUUGUCAGACUGACAAAGUUUCAUGCUCUAACCAGACUACAUUACAGGAGAUCAAUGAAUUUGGGUGUGGAAGUGUACACGGUGAACCAGAAACACAAAAAGAUCAGCUUGACUCUGUACCUGCUCAUAAUAAUGAAGUUACAACUACUGAAGCAGCACCCAGCUCUAUUGUUUUUGAACAAUCAAGGCCUUGUAUUGAAGCUAUGACCCAGGAUUCUCCUACUGGACAUUUGGAACUACCCCUUAAAGAUGCAAGCAAGAGUCCUCCUAUUGAUAAAGAAAUGGAACAACUUCCAGCAGAUGUGACCCAAAAUUCUAGUCUUGAAAAGACGGAAAAGCCAUCUAAGAAUGCACCGAAGGAUAAGCAGAAUCCAAAAUCAAGAAAGAAGAAAUGUGUCAAAAUCUUCCGUGGCAGUGACAGAGUUCUGCGCUCAAAGACAGGGGAGAAGACUAAAAAUCCUAAAUUAAGUAAUGAUGUUUCAACUCUUGAAUCAAGUAAUAGUGUUGCAAAUCCAAGUAAUGUUGAAGGCAAAAGAAGGAAGAAGAGAAAGAAGAGACAACUGAAUAAAGUCAUAGAUGAUGAAUUUUCAAGAGUCAGGAAACAUCUGAGAUAUUUGCUGAACCGGAUAAGCUAUGAGAAAUCUCUGAUUGAUGCUUACUCCGGCGAAGGAUGGAAAGGAUCCAGCCUAGAAAAACUGAAGCCAGAGAAGGAGCUUCAAAGAGCGACUUCUGAAAUACUUCAACGCAAGUUGAAGAUAAGAGAUCUAUUUCAACGUCUCGAUUCGCUAUGUUCUGAAGGAAUGUUUCCAGAAUCUUUAUUUGAUUCCGAAGGACAGAUUGACAGUGAGGAUAUAUUCUGUGCAAAAUGUGGAUCCAAGGACGUUUCUCUUCAGAAUGAUAUUAUACUCUGUGAUGGCGCUUGUGACCGUGGGUUCCACCAAUUCUGUUUAGAACCACCACUAUUAAGUGAAGACAUUCCACCCGACGACGAGGGUUGGCUAUGCCCUGGAUGUGACUGCAAAGUUGAUUGCUUUGAUUUGCUUAAUGACUCUCAAGGAACAGAUCUUUCUGUUGCCGACAGCUGGGAGAAGGUAUUUCCUGAAGCGGCUGCUGCAGCAUCAGGACAUAAUCAGGAGCACACCCAUGGACUUCCAUCAGAUGAUUCUGAUGAUAAUGAUUAUGACCCUGAUGGUCCAGAAACAGAUGAUGAAGUUCAGGGAGAAGAAUCAAGUUCUGAUGAUGAAUCUAAAUAUGCAUCUGCAUCUGAUGGACUAGAGACUCCAAAAAAUAAUGACGAGCAGUACUUAGGACUUCCUUCUGACGAUUCAGAGGAUGAUGACUAUAAUCCUGAUGCUCCAGAAGUCACUGAGGAACUUAAGAAGGAAAGUUCAAGUUCUGAUUUUACAUCUGACUCUGAGGAUCUUGGAGCUUCUCUUGACGACAAUAAUAUGUUUUCCGAAGAUGUUGAAAGUCCCAAGUCAAUGUCAUUGGACGAAAGUGGGCCUCUUAGAGGCUCCGGCAAACAAAGUUCUAGACGUGGGCAAAAGAAACAACCUUUAAAAGAUGAGUUAUUAUCUUUAUUAGAGUCGGGUCCUGGCCAAGCUGGUGCAGCUCCUGUUUCUGGGAAAAGGCACAUAGAAAGGUUGAACUACAAAAAGCUGCAUGAUGAGACAUAUGGAAAUGUUCGUACUGAUUCAAGUGAUGAUGAAGAGUGGAAUGAUACUGCUGGACCGAGGAAAAGGAAGAAAGUUACUACACAAGCUCCUACGAUGUCACCAAAUGGAGACUCAUCAAACGUUAAGAAUGGAAUGAUCACCAACAAUAUAAAACAUGAUCUAGAUGAGAAUGAGAAUACUCCUAAAAGAACUCAUCGAAAGUCAAAGGUUGAAGAUACAAGUAAUUUGUCGAACAAAUCACAAAAAGGCUCUACUCAGUCCGCUUCUACUAGUGAGCAAGGUGGAUCAUCAAGAUCAACAUAUAGAAAACUAGGGGAAGCUGCAACUCAGCGACUAUCCAAAUCGUUCAAGGAAAACCACUAUCCAGACCGAUCUAUGAAGGAAAGUCUGGCCCGAGAACUAGGAAUAAUGGCUAAGCAGGUAAGCAAAUGGUUUGAAAACGCUCGCCACUUUUGGAAAGUGAGUGUGGAUAAGAGUGCUGCAGGAAAUGGCACUCCCUUGCCUCAAACAAAUGGAAAGCAACUUGAAAAAGGUGAUACACCUAUUGGAGAUUCUGAUCAGAGUGGAGCUCAAAACAAGGAAUUACCCAGGACAAAUGAUCCUAUGACAGGUUCCUGCAGCGGGGAUGCAAAAGAUGGUGAAUUGGUGACUCCGAAAAGCAGUAAACGAAAGGCUAUAACUCCAAACAAUAGAAAGAGAAGGCGUAAAUCAGAUGAUCCUGAUCCAGAAAACAAGACACCAGAAACUAAUAGAAAAGGUACCGGAGUUAUGACUAGACAAAGGAAAUCAAUUGCUUGAUUCAAAUUUUGCUCCUCAAAGGAGAAUAAUUUUAACCAUGUACCCCUUGCAAGAGAGAUCUCUUGUGGGGCGAGAAAAUCUGGCAAAAUCCUGAAGGAUUAAUCCAAGAAGUGCGCCAAUGUUUCGUGUAUCUUGGUGAUGAGCUUGGGUUGUUUCCUGUUUCAGGUGAGUCGGAAGAAAUUGCACCCCUCACAGAUGCUCUAUAGUAUACUUCUGUACAAAGAGUUCGUCAAUUUUAAUUACUGAAUGUUGUUCUUGCUAUCAAA
Malus domestica (apple) is the source of this 3966-nucleotide messenger RNA. The record is from RefSeq and is a predicted model, not a curated record. NCBI's taxonomy places the organism in Eukaryota, Viridiplantae, Streptophyta, Magnoliopsida, Rosales, Rosaceae.